UAGCGAAGAAGACAGAAAUGUUGGGGGGUGUCGCACCCCCGCUAAGUCCUUCCCUGGCGGGGCACUAGUCUUUGUAAUAGUAAAAUCUAUAUCAAGACAUUUCUGUUUGGCACCGUUGUGUUCUUUGGUGUUUGGAGCAGCGGUGGAGGUUGUGAAGGAGCGUUUCGUUUAUGUGUAAAAUUCUAAACACACAAGAAGCGCAGAAAUGUGGCUAUGCUCAAAGGAACAUGUAAACAAUGAAUUGUAUGAUGUCAAAUGCACUUGCAAAUGAUAAAUAGAAUCGCCACAGGACUCGUUAACAUCGUCAAUUAAAUCACUGAGGAGUAACAACUUUGGUGAAUAGGGAAUAAUCUUUGAGCGUUUAACAGCUGUUCUGGUUGUAAUGCAGAAGAAAUGGGGGCUGGAAUAUCAGCAUUUCGCCAUACUAGGGAUCUCCAAAAACGGCAGCAAAACAGCAGCGGAUUUUCGUGUUUCAGUCCUAGUAGGAAUUAUACUACUGAGCAGACACUUGUGAUCGUAUUUUCACAGUGUAUCACAGAUGUAAGCUGGAAGUGUGUGAUUGCGCUGAUCGAGCUGUAUGGAGAGCGUAUGCGACUUCACGCUGCCACCGAUGAUUAUAGUAACAUCAAGAAUAUUGGGGAUAAGAACAUGCUUAAAUAUCUAAACAAACAAUUAUUCGUGCAUAAGGUAGAUUUGCGGGAUGAACCAUCCGUGGAGGAAUUUUACGUGGAAAUUUUAAAAAUGGAGCAAUCAAUUGACGCUCUUGUGAUUCAUAUUGAUCAGAUGUGUGUAAAGCCACUGAAAGACACUGGGUCAAAACUGGUCACUUCAGCUUUUGAAACAAAUUUUUUAGCUCCGUUAAUGCUUAUCAAAAAUAUACUGCCAACAAUGAAGAAGCAGAGAAAAGGUAGAAUUAUAUGCCUUAACACGGUAGCAGGGGUGAUUGGCAUUCCAUUUCACUCGCUAUAUUGCUCAACAAAAUUCGCCAUCGAGGGCCUAAUGGAAUCGAUUGCCGCCGAAUGCAUUGAGCAUUCUAUCACUGCAUCUGUUAUUGAAACAUCUUUGGAUGAAGAACAGAGUCCGUCAAGAGUCAUACUUGAACUGCCAACAGAAUCUCAUUCGUCGCAUGAUGAAGAAAUGAUUUUUGAAUACGAUCAAAUGGACGAAACUGUGUCGAAACUUGAACACGGAUCGCUGUUAAGGUGCUUAAAUGUGCCAAAGAUUUCCAAAACUAUCAAGGAUAUUAUUGAACACAAACAACCAAAGUUUAGGUAUAUUAUCGGCAAAAGUACAGCCAAUAUUACAAAUGAAAAACUAAAGGACCCGAGAGGCAACACAACAAUUAAUGAGGUUGCAAAGUUUUUCAUGAAUGCCGAAAUGGACUAAGAAUAUGAUACAGAGAUAGGUAUUUAAACGAAAGAGCUAGUUUUGGCGGCGACAAGAGAGCGCGUAUCGCUAUAUGUAGUGAUUGCUCCAGUCCGGAGUCAAAACGACGUACAUUUCGUGGGGUGGAGUACUGAACUAUUCCAAUUGUCUACUGCUGAACUACUAGAAAUUCUUAAGACAGAACUCUAGGUCGUUGCAUCAGGAAGGGUAGGGAAGGAAUUUUCACAAGGAAAAUUGAAAGCAACCUAUACGAGUGAGUUUAACAUAACUUUUUAAUUGACCCCCCCCCCCAAAUAAUAGGUUUAGCAGGGCUAACGCCCUGGAAAUCCAUUUUCGGUUACAAUACACCAAAAGUAAGAAUUCAGGAUUAAAAUUUUUAGUUAGACAGUAGUAAAGACAUUGUAUAUAUUUUUGAAAACCCUGUGCCUCAGCAAAAGAAUGGCAAUUGCUCCUUACACAAUAGCCUUUUUAGGAUCAGUGCCUUUUCGUACUUUGGCAAAUCUCAUUGAAACCACGAAAAAACUCCCGUUUUGAUUGUCAGAAUUCUCAGGACUGUGUCCUCUAGUAUCUGCUGAAUUCUCAAGAAACGGUGGCUUAUGUACAAAACGCUCUUAAAUUCAAACAUAGAAAGUAUUUGAUGUACUGUUUUCUUUACAUAUUGUAAAUAUUUUCAGCAUAAACAAUUAGGAUUUUACUCUUUUCUUAAUAUUUCAAUUAAUAAUUGUAAGUAUACUAAUUGCGUGAUAAGAAUAAGAGAAUCAUUUAAUCUGCAGACACACGACUAUGUUGUAGUAACAAUUCUGUUAUUGUGAAUCAGUAGUAAAAUUAUGAGAAACAAAUGAGUUUUUUCAGAUUCA
This is a messenger RNA of Rhopilema esculentum, 2243 nucleotides long. Its product is annotated as retinol dehydrogenase 8. NCBI's taxonomy places the organism in Eukaryota, Metazoa, Cnidaria, Scyphozoa, Rhizostomeae, Rhizostomatidae. The record is from RefSeq and is a predicted model, not a curated record.